AUGCGUGGAGCGCGUUCUCUUCAACUCGCGUUCUUGGCCUUGGCUCACGCUCAGCUCAUUUGGGGCUAUGCAGUGUCAGCCAAGCGUACGGAAGAAGUUCAAGUUCCGGUAAAUGCGCAACUUACAUUGGGAGCCAAGUCGAUGCUCAAGAUGUAUUCCUCGCUCACCGCAGCACAUAGGCGUCCCAUAUGCACAGCCCCCGUCGGAGGACUUCGGUUUCGUAAGCCAGUCGCAUUCACCCCCAAUGGAACAAUUGUUGCGCAAACUUAUGGCCCGAGGUGCCUCCAAUCGGCAAUUGUUAACGAUGCGUCAGAGGAUUGCCUAACUCUGAAUAUUUGGCGACCACACGGGAUAACAGGGCCACUACCUGUCAUGGUUUGGAUAUACGGAGGCAGUUUCAUAUUGGGUGAAUCCAGCUCGUACCCCGGGUAUGGUAUCGUAGGGAAAAGUGUUGAAAUGGGUCAACCUGUCAUCUACGUUAGUAUGAAUUAUCGGCUCGGUUUCUUUGGAUUCCCUGUCGGCAAGCAAACCAUGAACAAGGGUGCCGCUAACCUUGGGCUUUAUGACCAACGAAUGGCAAUUGAAUGGGUCCAAAAGAAUAUCCAGUACUUUGGCGGUGAUCCCACAAAAGUCACCCUAUUCGGUGAAUCAGCGGGUGGAAUAAGCGUCAGCUAUCAAAUGAUGUACAGAGGCGGACAGAUCAAUAAUGCAUUCAGAGCGGCAAUUAUGCAAAGUGGAGCACCGUCGAGCUUCAAGUCAUCUCCACAAGACAACAGUGCUCGACAGCAAGCAUACGAUGAAAUAGCCUCUCAAACUGGUUGUUCCCAAGCCCGUGACUCUUUCGAGUGCCUGCGGACGAUAGACGUUAACAGACUUCAGGAAGCACACGUCGCGACAUACAAAUUGCCGCCGGAUGCUCUGGCAUUUGCGAACUUCCCGACCGCAUACGGGCCCGUAACUAUUUCCGGAGAUGACUUUCUCCCCUCUUCUACUACGUCAAUAAUUAGAUCCGGAAAAUAUGCCAAUAUCCCUAUGAUUUCUGGCUCGAACCUGGAUGAAGGGACUUGGUUCGUUGCUGCCACAAGCUUCUUUCUCGACUUGCUUGGGUUCUUCAACUCAAAAAGACCCGGGCUUUCUAUCGGCCUCUCUCCGUUUAUCUCUUCUCCUAUGUGCGCAUUGUAUCCGAAUGUACCUGCUGCAGGGUCUCCUUACAACACAGGGAGCGAGACCUUUGGACGGAGCUACAACUAUAAAUGGGCGGCGGCUGUGGUUGGGGACUACCUAUUUACGGCCCCAAGAAGGCAGUUCAUUAGGGCGGCGACCUCGAGGGGGCAGAAGGUUUGGUCAUACAUGUUUUCUCAACCUACAGCAGGUAGCCCGCCAGAAUAUGGCAUAUCUCAUGCAUCGGAAAUUUCAUACAUCUUUGGGAGCAAGGAUGUAUCGGACAAGAUGAUGCGAUACUGGAUCAACUUUGCGACAGCUCUGAGCCCUCAACCAGAUGGGUCCAAUCUACCUGGUGUGGAUAUGAUUCGUCGCUAA
Messenger RNA from Rhizoctonia solani, 1539 nucleotides. RefSeq names its product carbohydrate esterase family 10 protein. The transcript has 13 exons. The coding region runs from base 1 to 1539 and encodes 512 amino acids. NCBI's taxonomy places the organism in Eukaryota, Fungi, Basidiomycota, Agaricomycetes, Cantharellales, Ceratobasidiaceae. The record is from RefSeq and is a predicted model, not a curated record.